UCCAUUCUUGGAAACUUUUAGAUUCCUGUUGGCAAAAACAAAAACAUUGAAUCGUCAUUGGUCUGCAGUUUACCUCUGUCUGAUUGGACAAACUCAUGGUGACGUUAUCACAGAAGAGGGAGAUAAGUGAGGCAGGUUUUUGCAUUAUAGUAUCAGCAAGAGCAUUGCAGGUGUGGUUAAAUGAAAUGUUGGCUGGUUUCUAUUGAGUAAAAUCAUUUUUUUUUAGCUUUUGGGAUGUAAUUCUGCUUUCACUGAUUCAUUGUUUUAGCUGGCAAACAGAGAGCAAUGGAAGCAAGAUCUACUUUUAAUCUUGAUUUUGAUGUCCAUCCUUGUUAUGAAAGAAAUAACAUUUCUGAGAUGCUGACUAGGACUUCCUCUACGAAAUGUUCUUUGUUGUACAUGUUUCUGGGCUCGCUGUCAGUUGUCACAGUCUGUGGAAAUCUGCUUGUCAUCAUUGCCAUCAUUUACUUCAAGCAGCUCCACACUCCCUCAAAUUACCUCAUCCUCUCUCUGGCCGUGACCGACCUUCUGGUUGGACUUGUGGUGCUUCCCAUCAGCAUCGUGUUUGCUCUCAGCUCCUGUUUGUACGACAGAGGCAUAUUCUGUAAAAUUCGAGACAGUUUUGACGUGGUUCUGAGCACAACCUCCUUAUUUAACCUGUGCUGCAUUUCUGUGGAUAGAUACUAUGCAGUGUGUCAGCCUCUAACGUACAGAGUUCGGAUGAGCACUCGGGUCGUUGCGGUCAUGAUCACGAUGAGCUGGGGAAUUUCCAUCUUUGUUGCCAUUGGAUUUGUGGUUGCAGAGUUAAAACAAGAAAAAUGUAAAGAUGACUGCUUUUCUGAUGUUGUGCUAGAAAAGGUUAUGGCGCCUGUCUUUUCCUUUUAUCUCCCAGUGCUCAUAAUGAUUUACAUCUACCUGAGGAUCUUCUUUGUGGCACAGAGGCAGGCUCGCAGCAUCCAGAACACAAACUCUGCAGCAACUGUCAGCCACAUGGAAAGGAAGGCCACAAAGACUCUGGCCAUUGUUAUGGGAGUCUUUCUCAUGUGUUGGCUGCCUUUCUUUCUUUGCUUUUCCCUGCAGGUGUUAGGUGGCGUGUCUGUACCGCUGUACGAAACACUGAACUGGUUUACUCUGUGCAACUCAAUGCUCAACCCAUUCAUUUAUGGUUUCUUUUACAGCUGGUUUAGGUCAGCUUUUAAAAUGAUCAUUUCUGGAAAAAUAUUUCAAUGGAAUUGUUCUAACUUUAAACUCCAAUGA
Messenger RNA from Oryzias latipes (Japanese medaka), 1257 nucleotides. Its product is annotated as trace amine-associated receptor 1-like. Gene Ontology annotation, cellular component: membrane. Gene Ontology annotation, molecular function: trace-amine receptor activity. The record is from RefSeq and is a predicted model, not a curated record. Lineage: Eukaryota; Metazoa; Chordata; Actinopteri; Beloniformes; Adrianichthyidae. Gene Ontology annotation, biological process: G protein-coupled receptor signaling pathway.